GUCGGCGACUUGGGGCAGCUGUAGCAGCGUGUGGCGGCCGGUGGCGGCAGCCGCGUCGAGAUCGAACAAGACUGGAGCGACGUUUAAAGAAGGAGCAGAAUCACCCGGGAGCCGGCUUCUUCUUGUUGGAGGACUCCUACCCUUCCGCGGCCGCAGGAGUAGAAGCGGCGGCGCCGGGAAGCAGGCAUGGAGAGUAGAAAACUGAUUUCUGCUACAGACAUUCAGUACUCUGGCAGUCUGCUUAACUCCUUGAAUGAACAGCGUGGCCAUGGACUCUUUUGUGAUGUUACUGUUAUCGUGGAAGACCGAAAAUUCCGGGCCCAUAGGAAUAUUCUUUCAGCUUCAAGUACAUACUUCCAUCAACUCUUCUCAGUUGCCGGGCAAGUUGUUGAACUGAGCUUUGUAAGAGCAGAGAUUUUUGCAGAAAUUCUCAAUUAUAUCUAUAGUUCUAAAAUUGUCCGUGUUAGAGCAGAUUUACUUGAUGAGUUAAUUAAAUCAGGGCAGUUAUUAGGAGUGAAAUUUAUAGCAGAACUUGGUGUCCCAUUGUCACAGGUUAAAAGCAUCUCAGGUACAGAUCAGGAGGAUGGUAAUGCUAAAUCCUUACCUCCUGGUUCUAGUGACAAAAACCAUGUAAUACAAAAAACAAAAGAUGAAGGCCAAGACAAUGGAACUACUAUAAUGCCUAUUAUAACAGAGUCUUUUUCAUUAUCUGCUGAAGAUUAUGAAAUGAAGAAGAUCAUUGUUACUGAUUCAGAUGAUGAUGAUGAUGAUGAUGAUGAUGAUGUAAUUUUCUGCUCUGAGAUUUUGCCUGCAAAGGAGACUUUGCCGAGUAACAAUGCAGUGACCCAGGUCCAGCCUAACCCAGGUCCUGUUGCUAUUUCAGAUGUGGCACCUUGUGCGAGCAAUAACUCUGCCCCUUUAACAAGUAUUACACCUACUCAGAAACUUCCCACUCCUGUCAAUCAGGCAACUCUGAGCCAAGCACAAGGAAGUGAAAAAUUGCUGGUAUCUUCAGCUCCAACACAUCUGACUCCCAACAUUAUUUUGUUAAGUCAAGCACCACUUACUACACCACCAAAUGUCAGUUCUUCACUUUCAAAUCAUAUGUCCUCUCCAAUCAAUUUACUUGUGCAGAAUCAGCAGACAUCAAACAAUGUUAUUUUAACAGAAAACAAAGCCAAUGAAGAAGAGGAGGAAGAAAUUAUAGAUGAUGACGAUGACACUAUUAGUUCCAGUCCAGACUCAGCAGUCAGUAAUACAUCUUUGGUUCCACAGGCUGAUACUUCCCAAAAUACCACUUUUGAUGGAUCAUUGAUACAGAAAAUGCAGAUUCCUUCACUUCUGCAAGAACCACUUUCCAAUUCUUUAAAAAUUUCAGAUGUAAUCACUAGAAACACUAAUGAUCCAGGCUUAGGAUCAAAACAUCUAAUGGAAGGUCAGAAGAUCAUUACUUUAGAUACAGCUACUGAAAUUGAAGGCUUGUCCACUGGUUGCAAGGUUUAUGCAAAUAUUGGUGAAGAUACUUAUGACAUAGUAAUCCCUGUUAAAGAUGACCCCGAUGAAGGGGAGGCCAGACUUGAGAAUGAGAUACCAAAAACAUCUCGCAGUGAGUCAACAGGAAAGCGUAUGAAAGUAAAACAUGAUGAUCACUAUGAGUUAAUAGUAGAUGGAAGGGUCUAUUAUAUCUGCAUUGUAUGCAAGAGGUCAUAUGUCUGUCUAACAAGCUUGCGAAGACACUUUAACAUUCAUUCAUGGGAAAAGAAGUAUCCAUGCCGUUACUGUGAGAAGGUAUUUCCUCUUGCAGAAUAUCGCACAAAGCAUGAAAUUCAUCAUACAGGGGAGAGAAGGUACCAGUGUUUGGCAUGUGGCAAAACUUUCAUCAACUAUCAGUUUAUGUCUUCACAUAUAAAGUCAGUUCAUAGUCAAGAUCCUUCUGGGGACUCAAAGCUUUAUCGUUUACAUCCAUGCAAGUCUUUACAGAUCAGACAAUAUGCAUACCUUUCUGACAGGUCAAGCACUAUGCCUGUUGUGAAGGAUGAUGUGAUUGGCUAUAAGGUCGAUGCUGGAAAAGAACCUCCAGUAGGGACCGCACCAGCUCCACAGAACAAGCCAAUGACCUGGGAAGAUAUUUUUAUUCAGCAGGAAAAUGAUUCAAUUUUUAAACAGAAUGUAGCAGAUGGCAGUACUGAGUUUGAAUUUAUAAUACCAGAAUCUUACUGAAUUCCUUUGAAAUAUGAAAUAUCAGUAAGUUUUGAUUUGGAUUUAAGGGAAAGGGAUUUCAGAAGAUCUGUAAAACAAAUUAGGGUUAAAACAGAUUAAUUCAUUCUGCCACAUCAUCUGAUGGUAGUCUAGUUGGAUUGUUCGUUGAUAAUUUUUAGAAGCAAUUUUCUCUGAAAGUUUGAGUAGAGGUUGAACACCCCCCAAAGUACCUGUUUAUAUAGUUAUCUUUCAGCUCAUUUAAAAGAGACAAAAAUUUAAAAACUCAGAGAGAUAGUUUUCUGAAUAGAAUUUGAAGCAGUAUGAAUGUUCUUUGAAAAUAACUGGAGUUUCUAGCAUACCCUAGUACUUCUAUUGACUUUCCCCUUCCAUGUUAGCACUUUACUGCUGGAUUCUCAGUUUUCUUAACAUUCUAUAAAUGUGUGUUGUGUCUUGUAUAUGGCAUAAAAAGUAAGGAAAAACUUCCAAAAAUUGUUCUAGAAAAUUUCAGAAUAAGUCUUGACUUGGUUGUAUAUUCUGCUGGUCUAAAUGAAUAGCAACCUCCUGCCUCCCUCUCCCAUGAAAUUAGCAAUGCAAACAAGUCUCUAAUAUGAAGAAUGAGUUAGUUUUAGCUAAUUAGAAUUACCCAUGCUUUUAUUACCAUAGUCUGUAAAAGACUUUGGUGGCUAGGCCACUAUAUACCUUUGCAUUGUGGUCUCUGGGCAAAACACUAGUGGAAAAACAAAUUUCUCUAGACAGACAAAAAGUUUUGCCCUACUUAUUUUUAAUUCUCUGUUCUUACUAGACAGUCACAUUGGAGAUUUUGUUCAUUAUGGUUAAAAAAUAAUCCCGUGAAAUACUAUAAAUUUUGAACCUGAAAGCCACCAAAUGAAUCUUUUUCAUAAUUUAAUUAUGUAUAUAUCUUUGUAAAUGAUAGAUUCCAUAGAUGAGACUCCUGUGUAUUUUGGGUGGGAGGCUACUGGCAUAUAUUUUUUAAAUGUUCAUAUUAGAAUCUUCAAUUGGAAGUUUUCAUUUGAAAUAGUUUAAGUGGUGAUCUGGUAUUUUCCUUUCAGCAAGAUCUUUUAGGUUUUUAACCCCUUAUAAAUUAAGUUCUAUUCCAUCUGCAAAUUGCUACAAUAUUAUAGCAACCAGAAACUACAUGGAAUGUUACAUAGGCUUGUCAAUUCUCAUUUAUCCUGACAACAAUAAAUUCUACCUUUUAAGAUGACACAUAUUUAAAUACUCAGAAAAUAAAGUUAAAACUUACCCAAGUGCUAGUACUAAAAGGAAGCAGGUUGGAACAAAUACAUAGCCUAGCAUUUAUAACAGAAUUAACUUGAACUCUUCUGUAAAUGAUUUUUUGAAAAGGAAAAAAUAGACACUGAAAAUAGAUUGUUGUUUCAUAGUUAUUAGCCAUUCAUAACCUUGCUUAAGUAUUUCUUAAUCCAACAUAGAUAUUUUCUUUCUCCUUAUCAUGUGUUUUUUAAUAAUAGUCUAUUUCUUGACUUUGAACUUAAAGCUUUAAUUAUAAUUUCUCAUGUUUCUAUCAUUUUUCACAUGUAAGCUAGAUUUGAAGAUAAUGAUUUCAGUGUUUCUUAAGUUGGUAGCUGAGGGUUCAGGCAUCAGUAUUUGCAGUAAUAUGAGGAAAAAGAAAAAUAAUAUCCUUUACUUACCAAGGGAUGGAGUGAUGUACAUUUACCUGUUUAUUGUUGUAUGGAUCCAGACCUUCACCCCAUUUUAUAAACAAACCCUUAGAAAAUUUGAAAUCAUCUUAGAACUUAAGACUGAUCUCUGUAAUCAUAAUCUCUUUCCUUUCACACUAGAUACUAAUAGCAUUGUUGUUUAACUAUAGGGUGACCUCGGAAACGUUCUCAUUCAAAAUUUGAGUUUCAUUGAUGUUAUUUCACCAGUUAGACAUAAUUACUUCUACCGAUGUGAAUAUUAUUGUUGCCAGCAGAACUUUCAGACUAAACAGUUAGACAGUUAGUUUGUCAUACUAAAAGUUGGUGAUUUCUACAAGCCCAUUAUGAUAAAUCAGCAAAUCUAUAAUGGAAAACUAUCCAUUCUGAAUAAUACUGAUGAAAGUAUUUGCUGCUGUGCUCUGUAAAUUCUGAGUAUGAAAUUUAAAACUGUGCCUACUGAAGGUAUCUCCUGGAAUUCUUUUCGGAGGAGGAAAACUGGAAAGUUACAUUAUAGUUUUGCCAGAAGACUCUUUACUUAUAUGUGCCUCAGGGUCUUCAGUUUUUCUGGAAGUUUCCAUAUCCGAAGUUCAGAGUUUUCAUGUGGACUACUUUUUUCAGACAAAAACACUUCACUCCCAGUCUUUAUUGGAUUCCAAAUUUUUAGCAAGAUACUGUUUAAAACUAACAAUGGAGGUUUUGUUUUAUACUUCAGAUUUCUGGCUACUGAACUUCCUUUUUUUCUUUCAAAUCAGCUUCUAAUUUGCUCUAGUCCUAAAUUAUCUAAGUAUUUUUGAUAGGACCUAUUUGAAAUCAUAAAUUUGUUAAAAGAAAUGAAAAAAUUUAAAAUACUAAAACUGACCAAACAUUUAAAAAUGCUGUGGCAGUCUUGCAAGACUAGCUUUAAAAAUAUUUAAAUGAUUAUUAUUUUGGAAACAGUUCUCCACAUAAAACCACUAUGAGAAAAUGAUGCUACAUUUUGUCUAUGGUACUGAAAAGAUAAAACAAAUGGUGAACAUUGAUCAAAGUGUUUUAUGUUGACAUGGCAUGCAUAUUCUAAGAAGUUAGAUGCUAAUUAAACAGCACUGGCUUCUUCACCCUCUGACAGUCAUACCAAACCUUGUUAUUUCCCCAAGUACUUCAUACUUGUACAGUCGUCCCUUAUGACUUUAAGUUCUACUUUUCAUUAACCAUUACCUGAUAUUAGUUCAUAGAGCUUCUUAUGGCAAAAAUAAAAUGUUAUAAUUCUAAUUUUUGAGUGUGUUUUUUUACAAGAUUAUCUUUCAGAAAUUACAUAGGUAUUUAUACUGUUGUCAUUUUUUUCAAUUUUUGUAACAAGACUGGAGCGGUAUUUCUGAUGAUAGCAUGGCAAAAAUUCCCAUUAGGUUUUAUUUGUUGUUUAAUCAUGUCCCAUUGUUUCUUGAACCAUAAUAGUAAAAGGUGAAUUAGCUUUGGUUUUGAGUGUUACUUUAUAGAUACCAUGAGGAUGUCUAUAAAGGGA
Molecule: messenger RNA, 5376 nt
Organism: Castor canadensis (American beaver)
Lineage: Eukaryota; Metazoa; Chordata; Mammalia; Rodentia; Castoridae
Gene: Zbtb33
Product: zinc finger and BTB domain containing 33
Biological process (GO): regulation of transcription by RNA polymerase II
Molecular function (GO): protein binding; RNA polymerase II cis-regulatory region sequence-specific DNA binding; DNA-binding transcription factor activity, RNA polymerase II-specific
Source: RefSeq, a predicted model, not a curated record